This is a messenger RNA of Staurois parvus, 66 nucleotides long. Lineage: Eukaryota; Metazoa; Chordata; Amphibia; Anura; Ranidae. The record is from the annotation of a GenBank genome assembly.
AUGGAGAGAAAAUAUAUUACACACCAGAAGGUUCACAAGGGGAGAGAAGUCAUAUCGGUGUUCUGA